Kwoniella mangroviensis CBS 8507 is the source of this 2127-nucleotide messenger RNA. RefSeq lists its product as uncharacterized. Bases 1 to 2127 code for a protein of 708 amino acids. The record is from RefSeq and is a predicted model, not a curated record. Gene Ontology annotation, biological process: meiotic chromosome segregation. The transcript is spliced from 5 exons. NCBI's taxonomy places the organism in Eukaryota, Fungi, Basidiomycota, Tremellomycetes, Tremellales, Cryptococcaceae. Gene Ontology annotation, cellular component: chromosome, centromeric region; nucleus.
AUGGCUCAGAGACAGGGAAGAAGGUCAUUGGGUCUAGCUCCUCUACCUGGACUACCUUGUAAAGGAGAUGCAGGUCUGACGGAAGCUCAGAAGUUCGAAGAUUUUCGUCGAAGACAUAGUAAACAAAACAAAGAUAUAAUCUUAGAUAACGUUUCUCGAAAAUCAAUGAUUAAAGGAUUACAAGAUGAUAUCGCAGCUCUCCACACCGAAUUGCUAGAAGUCAGGCAGGCCAAUUUGAUCUUACAAGCCAAGAUGAAGAAAGCUCAAAGAGAUGCGAAUCAGAGUCUAUUAGGUGGUAAUGCAUCGCAGAUAUACGAAGCUCUGAAUACGCUCGUCUCGGCGUUUCCAGCAUUGAAACAAUUGAGAGAUCACAUCUCAACCACAACUUCCAUCCAGGAAAAUGAAGGUGAUGGACAUGGUAUGAGAAAGGGAAAUAGGAGUCUAGGGAAUGAUUGGGUGGUGGAAAAUACGUAUGCUACUCGACCCGCAGAGGUUGCUAGACAGAAUCAUGGAUUGUGGUCGUUAGUGGAAGCUAGUGAGAAUGGAAGUGAGAGUGAGAGGGAGCAGCAGGAUACUAGGAAAUCGAAAGUGAAACAGAAAGCUCGUCAUACGGGUGUAGGAUCGAUAGCCACCUCACGUUCACCUCGACGGUCCACUCAAAGUCCCAUAGUGACAUAUGUCGAAAUCAACUCUCCAUCACCCUCAUCGUCUAGAAACUCCGUAUCGCCUAGUCCCAGAAAGGCCAAGCAGCAUAUUGUCGGAGAGAAGAAACAGCGUAGGAGACGAGAAAGCGGAUUAAUCACCAUCCCACCGAAAUCACCUUCACCGUCGCUGUCACCCAAUAUACUUGUGCAUGAAGACGUGGGAGAAGCAUCGGAAUGGGAAGAAGGUAAAGCGAUGGAGCUAUCGCUCUCUGAUACCAACCUUACCGAAGAUAUCCCAAUGCCUCAAGAUAUACUCAAUUCGGCUCCAAGCGCAACUGGUUCUGGGUCUGGCUCGACGGAGGUAGAGUUGAUGGAUACUAUAAGGGAAGUGAGCAGUUCAGAUAGCGGUUCAGGUUCCUCCUCGUCUCGUCAAGAACCUUCGACUGGCUUACCUUUAUCUUCAAAAGAGUUGGGUAACGUACAAGAAGAAGGAGGUAUAGGGAGAGGAAGAAGAUCCAGAUCUGGUGUGAACUAUAAAGAACCAAGUUUGAGCAAGAAAAUGCGUAAACCAGAUGGAAUAUCCACCGAAGAAGUCUUGUUAUCCACCAACAAACCGCCAUCACGUAAAUCACUCAUACCGAAUCCAAAUCCUACAUUUCCUCCUUCUCUCACUUCGUCUCUUUCACCCCGUACACCACGGAGAAAACCUUCUUCUUCGUCAUCGGCAUCGAUGUCGGAAUCUCCUUUAUCACCUAUACCGGCAUCUUAUGAAGAUAUUCCCAUUAUUGACUCUAGAAAUACGUUGAGCCUGGCUAAACAAAACGGCAUGAGAAGGAAAUCUGCAUUACCUAAUCCCGCUAAUCAGAAAGUACCCAUAGAAGGAGAAAUUGGAGAUGAAGAGAAUGAUGUGGAUGAUUUGGUUGAUCCGCAACAUGGGUCCGAGUUGGGAUUGGGAUAUCAAGAUGAUUUGGAUAAGGUUCAACUCCGAACCGAGAAAUUGAUACUGAGCAGUCCAUCUAAACUCAAAGCAUCGUCAAAAUCAACGAAGAAGAACGCUCAAAAAGAUAUACCGCCUCCAAAUCUACCGAACUCAGCAGACGAUAAUCUACCAUUACCGAAACGAACUUCCUCGUUAUCGAGUACGAGUAGAUCAACAUCUUUCAGACCUACUUCUGCAACUAUCGCUUCCAAGACCUCUUCCGGAUUAGGUCUAGGUAGACCUAUCAUGCCUUCUUCCACUACUGGCUCAAAUAUCGCAGGACACCGAAAUAUCACACCUAUGCCUACGUCCCAUGCUAGACUUCCAGUAAAUUCGAGUAGUAGGAAGACGGAACAGGAGAUUCAAGUUUUGGCUGAAGGUGAUAAUGUUAACAUCCCUACCACCACCACAACAACAACGACCGGGAAGGUUUCAGGAGGGGAAACGUUGAGUAAGAGAGGUACGAUGUCAACCACGAGAAGAAGGAUUAGCGCAGCUGUAUAA